This is a messenger RNA of Syngnathus acus (greater pipefish), 5110 nucleotides long. It is a transcript of the gene igsf9bb, whose product is annotated as immunoglobulin superfamily, member 9Bb. Lineage: Eukaryota; Metazoa; Chordata; Actinopteri; Syngnathiformes; Syngnathidae. The record is from RefSeq and is a predicted model, not a curated record. Gene Ontology annotation, biological process: cell-cell adhesion. Bases 259 to 4563 code for a protein of 1434 amino acids. The transcript has 20 exons. Gene Ontology annotation, molecular function: protein binding.
GUCUCGGGAUGAGAGAGGAGAGGAGAGGAGAAGAGAGGAGAGGAGAGGAGAAGAGAAGAGAGGAGAGUGGCGGCGAGUCGCGGCGAGGGGAAGGGAAGAGAGGGGAACGCUCCGGUGGACAAGUGACCUGGGCUCGCUUUGAAUUCCAAAAGGAUAGCGGCCACCUUUAACAUCCACUCGACGAUGACAGCACAGCUUCACCGAAUGGGGGGGCACUUUGAGAUAUGAUGUGCUUUCUUUCCGCUGGGGAAUAGUACUAUGAUUUGGUAUGUGGCCACUUUGAUAGCAAGUGUAUUCAGCACCCGAGGAACGGCCGCUCAAGGUGCCCACGGAGUGCGAGAGGAGCCCCAGUUUGUGACGGCACGUGCAGGCGAGAACAUCAUCCUGGGAUGCGAUGUGUCCCACCCUUUGAACGGCCAGCCCUACGUGGUGGAGUGGUUUAAGUAUGGAAUGCCCAUCCCCUUCUUCAUCAACUUUCGUUUUUACCCUCCACAUGUGGACCCAGAGUAUGCUGGCCGGGCCAGUCUAUACGGCAAAUCCUCCUUGCGGAUAGAAAAUGUUCGUUCGGACGACCAAGGCUGGUAUGAGUGUAAGGUGCUGAUGCUGGAGCAGCAAUAUGAUACUUUCUACAAUGGAAGUUGGGUGCAUCUAACUGUCAAUGCCCCUCCCACAUUCACAGAUACGCCACCUCAGUAUGUUGAGGCCAAGGAGGGAGGAAGCAUCGUUUUGACCUGCAUCGCCUUUGGCAACCCCAAACCCUCGGUCAGCUGGUUGCGGGACAGCAACCUUCUGGUCACCAGUGCCAAGUAUAAGGUAUUUGAUGGAAGUUUGACAGUGCUGUCCAUCGGCCGAGAAGAUCGCGGUGCCUACACAUGUCGAGCCUUUAGCCCCCAAGGAGAGGCCGUUCACACAACACGGCUGCUAGUUCAAGGCCCUCCGUUCAUUGUUUCGCCGCCAGACAACAUUACAGUGAACAUCUCGCAAGACGCCUUCUUCACCUGCCAGGCGGAGGCCUACCCCCGCAACUUGACCUACACCUGGUUCUGGGAGGAGGACAAUGUCUUUUUCAAGAACGACCUCAAGCGCAGAGUCAGUGUUCUGAUCGACGGCUCCCUUAUCAUUGCCCAAGUCAAGCCAGAGGAUGCCGGGAAAUACACUUGUGCUCCUAGCAACAGCCUUGGCCUACCGCCGACUGCCUCUGCUUACCUGACUGUGCAAUAUCCUGCCCGUGUUGUCAACAUGCCAUCCGUACUCUAUGUGGCCAUCGGUUUGCCGGGCUUUAUCCGAUGUCCUGUCGAUGCCAACCCGCCUGUAACAUUAGUUAAGUGGAAGAAAGACGGUCUCCCGCUCCGGAUAGACAAGUACCCUGGUUGGAGCCAAAUGGACGAUGGGAGCAUCCGUGUGGCAGAGGUGACGGAGGACUCUCUGGGCACCUAUACCUGCAUGCCUUACAAUGCCCUGGGUUCCAUGGGAUGGUCCCCACCUGCUCCCCUGGUGCUAAAGGACCCCCCCAAAUUCUCAGUGGUCCCUGGAGGGGAGUACAGACAGGAGGCUGGGAGGGAACUGGUUAUCCCAUGCGAGGCAGAAGGAGACCCUUUUCCCAAUAUAACAUGGAGGAAGGUGGGAAAGUCCAAUAAAAGCAAGCACAACGUUUUGCCUCGCGGCAGCUUACAGUUCAAGUCACUUUCAAAGGAGGACCACGGGGAAUGGGAGUGUGUCGCCACCAACGUUGCUACGAGCAUCACUGCCAGCACGCAUAUCCAAGUUAUAGGCACAAGCCCUCACGCAGCCACCGGAGUCCAUGCGGUGGCAUCCUCCACCUGGGCCAACGUCUCGUGGGAGGUGGGCUACGACGGAGGCUUCCAGCAGACAUUCUCAGUCUGGUACGGCCAUGUGCUAAAAAGGGAGCGUUUAGGUCCACAUGAUUGGCUCUCAGUACCCGUGCCAGGCGGCCAAGAGUGGAUGGUGGUGCCUGGCUUGGAGCCCGAGACAACAUACCAGUGCAGCGUCCUCGCCCAAAACAAGCUUGGCACAGGACCAUUCAGCGAGGUUGUCACUGUGAACACAUUAGUAUUUCCUCUAAGUACCCCUGAACCACUGGUGCUACUUACCCCACCACGGUGCCUCACAGCCAAUCGCACGCAGCAGGGAGUCCUGCUUACCUGGAUCCCGCCCGCCAAUCACACAGCACCGAUCCAGCAUUAUGUGAUGGAGUUUCGCUUGGGGGAGCGAUGGGAGGUCCUGGAUGACAGCGUCCCCUCAGGCGACACGGAGAUGCUUGCUCGUGACCUCAUUCAGGAGGCCUGGUAUGAGUUUCGCGUCAUGGCCGUCAUGGACGACACAAUCAGUGAGCCUAGCAACAUCGUCGGUGUGUCCAGUACUGACUUCUUUCCACCGCCAGAGAUGGUUGAGGAAUCAGGUUUGGCGCGACCAGUUGUGGCUGGCAUCGUGGCCACCAUCUGCUUCUUGGCCGCAGCCAUCCUUUUCAGUACAAUGGCGGCCUGCUUUGUCAAUAAGCAGCGGAGACGCAAGCUCAAAAGGAAAAAAGAUCCACCUCUUUCUAUUACCCACUUAAGAAAAAGUAUGGCAACGCCGCAAUCUUCAGGAAAGGCCAGUCCGGAAAGCAUCGGCUCAAAGACAUCCCUGUCACAAUCGUCAGAGGAUAGUCCUGAGCAACACGGCAAGAAAGCGUCCCUAAGUCCAGCCAAGAAAGAGGAGUUGUCUCUCUACAAGAAGACCAAAAGAGCAAUAACGAGCAAGAGAUACACCAUCUCCAAGCAAGAAGCCGAAGCAACCACACCUAUCGAACUCAUCAGCCGUGGCCCCGAUGGCCGUUUUGUCAUGGAUCCGGCAGAUGCCGAGUUUUCCGUCAAGCCCCGGCGAAUCCAGGGUUUUCCUUUUGUGGAAGAAUCCGACCUCUACCCUGAAUUUCGACAGUCGGACGAGGAGAACGAUGAUCUUCGGCCUCUUCCGCCAGUGAUGGCCCCUCUGCGGCCUCACCAGAUCUCGCCCAUCUCCAGUCACGAAUCCUACCUCCAGCCUCCGGCCUACAGUCCUCGUUUCCAGAAACCCUUUGAAGGUAUGACGAUCAUGGAGAGCGGCCGACUGCAGGCCGCAGGGCAGAUCCGCGGCUCUCUCCAUCACAGGGCUUUCUACGGCUACCUGGGCUCCCACGGGGAUCACGAGCCUCCUCCUUUUUAUAUGACCGAUACCAGUCCCCUUAGCUCCGUCAUGUCCUCCCCUCCGUACCUGAGCGAAGGUCCCUUUGCUUACCCGUUGAUUCCAGAAGAAAUGGGGGAAGGCGAUUUCACACAAUACGCCGUCUCUGGCUUCCCUUAUCCUCUGACUCUGGCUUCUUCCUCCCAUUCGCCGGAAUUUUGGCGGGGAAUGGAUUUGACCUUCUCAACGGUGGAGGGUCCCCAGUUCAUUUUCCCGCCACGCCACUCUCUCCAUCGCCACGAUUCUCCCUACCCCCCCCCAGCCCCUGUUCUUCCACUGAGUGCUUUCCAGACCUCUUCUCUCCCAAUGCCCACCUAUCCGUCCGUAUUGCCACUGGAAGCGCCGCAGAGCUACUCCAGCAAGUCUCCCAGCAAGGCCAAGCCUCACGGCUCUCCAGCCAGGCAUUUCGCGGCCAUGCAAGAGGCUCAUUUCGGUCAGCUAAGACAGCGUGCAAGUCGCGGUAUGGCCGUUCCGGUCUCGCCUUACACCGAUCCGACGGCCCGUACGGGCCCGAGCGCCCUCAGUAGCCUGGACACCCGAUGGUUUGAAUCCAGCCCUCGUUUCAGUCCGAGACAGGCUCGCCGGAUGGAUUCGGGCGCGCAUCAGGUGGUUCUGCAGCCCUCUCGACUUUCCCCUCUCACCCAAAGCCCCUUGAGUUCUCACCAGGGAUCUCCCGAGAUCGUCGUCCGUCCCCGACCGCGGCCCAACAUCGUAGCCCCGGGGAUGUCUGAGAUUACCCUCCUCCCUCCUUCCGCAGCCACCUUCUCAAGGAGAUCUUCCCCUUCUUCCUCACCCGCACUAGGCCAGGGUAGCAGAAGAUCCAGUCCUGGCUAUCGUUCCCACAUGGCCUUUGCUUCAUCCGCGAGCAGCUAUCCGGCUUCGCAGUCGCCGUCACCAGCCAUGGAAAGGAGCAACGUGUUUGGGCAGGUGCCGUCUCACAGGAGAACUGAGGAGGAGAUCCUUCCAUCUGAGCCCUCUCCAUCCCAGUUGUCAGCUUCAGGAAAACGUCGAGGUGCGCCGAGUGUCCUUUCGGGGUCUGAGAGGAUGGAUGCUCUGAAAUACCAACGGAUUCGAAAGGCUAAGAAGGUGACCAUGAAUAACAAUAAUUCCAAGGCCAGGAGGAAAGCAGGUGUCUCCAGCUCUCAGACCCAGCAGGCUCACAUCACUCAGGUACUUCAGCCCGAAGAAGCGCUCUACCUCCACAGGAAAAAGAAACGUCUCCGGAUUCACGAUCCAUACAAUCGCUUCUCUGCUCUGCUGUACCGCCGGCCCCUUCCAGAAGAUCAAAAGGCUAUUUUGGCUUGUAUGGACAACGUCGAACUAGACCAGGCCACCUUCCUCUGAAAAUAAGGUCGUAUAGAUGUUCUAUGACAAUAACAUUGAUGCUUUUAGAUUGGUUCAACCGCCUCGACAUUUAACAUGACUCUGAAUGAAUCAGCUCAAUAUUUAUUUGACCCUGAUGACAAUCCCUCCAAAAUCGGAAAAGUUGAUUUCGAUAUGAUGUACUUCUAAAUUCUGCCCUCUGAAGUCAAAGUGCUCAUCUCCAUCUUCCUUCAAUGGUCACGUCGAGUAUUAUUCUCAAUGUGUUUAUCAAAUCAGAAUGAUAGCUGCCGCAAUUUUUCUCCAGUGCAAAAAGCGAUGACAAAAAUGUGCAAAAGUGAAACACAAGCUUGCACUGCCUGGUGAGCAGGUUGUGACUUACGUACGUGUUGCUUCUAUUUCGCACGUCGUGUUCUUCAAGAAAGGUUCUCUGAUGAAUGUUUUUUUCUGAAAUCUAUCCAAACAUGUGACAGCAGUCUGCAAAAGGUCAUAUGAUAUUGUGGCAGGACAAACAUGAAAACAAAAUAGAACCAAAGCGUAAAAUGUAAAACUAGUGUUAAAUUCAUGAGGA